UCGGCGACUUCCCUACAACAUUUGCCAAAAUGACUGGAAAGCACCUCCUGCUUUCUUCCCCAACGAAGAAAAGUAAAAGCUAGCUGUUUAUGCAUUUUGAGAAAGAACAGAGAGCCUCUCCAUCUUCUCUCCCCUGCCCAAGCUUCAACCUUGCAACCGUUGCAGCCAAUCCAUCCAUCCAUCAUGGUUUCUCCGAUCUUAUCAGGCAUAGCAGGAGCCAUUCUUGCACCAAUAUUACCUCAGUUUGCUCUGAACAAAUUGCUCGACUCUUUAUUUGAGUAUCUUUCCAGAGAUGUAGAUAAUAAGCUUAAGCAACAACUGGAGAAUGAGCUGAAAGCCUUUGCAGAGGCUAAUCGGAAGCUCGAGAUUAUACAAAGUGAAGCCAGAAGGUUCCAUAAACGAGAUAAACAAAAUAUGAGGCUGAUCCAUAUCAACAACAAACUCAGAGAUGUGAGUCUCCAGAUUAAAGAUUUGAAAGAUGAUUUGGAGUACAGGGAACUGCAGCGAGAGGUGGAGAUCAACCUGCCGGAUGAAGUUGCUGACAAGGGCUCAUCUACAACACGACAACUUCGGUCUUUGAUUCCUUGGGCAAUCGGACAAUCAAGUGACAAAAGACGCCGGCUUUCUUCAUCGGAGUCCAUAGAUGUUAUAGUGAAUAAGAUGAGGACUAUUAUAGAACAAAUUAAUUGCAUUGAUUUAGAGAUGAAUAAUGCAAUUAAGUUAGAUGCUUGGUCUAAAAUUGAAGUCUCUUUGAAGGGCGGUUAUGAUUCAUCUGGGCGACAUCAAUUAGAAGAAAACAAAGGUGUCACCACAUCAUCACCAACUCAUGAAAGCGAGACAUAUCGCCGGGAUAUUGAACUCAGUCAGUUGAUUCAGUUGCUCCUCAUAGAGCCAAAUGUCAGUGGUAAGGUUUCUGUUGUACCAAUAAUUGGGAUGGGUGAUAUGGGCAAAACCACUCUAGCUCAGUCUGCCUUCAACAACACAGAAAUAACAAAUCAUUUUGGGAAAAAAGCAUGGAUAUGUGUAUCUGAUAACUUUGCUAGAUUCAGAAUCACCAAAGAAAUAUUAGAUUCAUUAUCCAUGGGUGAUGGUAGUAGCUCGGCGGUUCCAUUUGGCAUCACCACCAACUUGGAUGUUCUUGAGAGGGAAAUCAAAAGACAGGUAAAAGGGAAGAAAUUUUUAUUGGUGCUAGAUGAUGUUUGGUGUGAAGAAUGGCAAGAACUUCGUAACUUUCUCCAAUCUACGCAGGCAAAGACUAUUAAACUCAUUGUGACUUGCAGAGAUCCUAAAAUAUUGGGAGUUUCGUCUAAUGGGGGAAAUCAAAUUACUUUGAAAGAUUUAUCUAGCACAACUACAUAAGUGCUCAUUUGCAGCGGUCAUGAACCCCUACAAAAAGCUCUACAGCUGCUGCAUAAGACCUAUUGCAACAGUUUGGCUGCCACAGCAACUGCCUCUGUUAUAAUAGCUUAUUGUAGCGAUUCAACACUGUUGCAUAAAAUAUUCCAAUUGUCAUUAGUUUUGUAGCAGUUUUUAUUUACGAAGAGGUUUAUUUCUUACACUUCA
Dioscorea cayenensis subsp. rotundata (Guinea yam) is the source of this 1563-nucleotide messenger RNA. RefSeq names its product putative disease resistance RPP13-like protein 1. Gene Ontology annotation, biological process: defense response to fungus. Gene Ontology annotation, molecular function: ADP binding. The coding region runs from base 184 to 1359 and encodes 391 amino acids. Lineage: Eukaryota; Viridiplantae; Streptophyta; Magnoliopsida; Dioscoreales; Dioscoreaceae. The transcript is spliced from 2 exons. The record is from RefSeq and is a predicted model, not a curated record.